AUGGACUCAGAUGAUAUACCUAGUCUAUUACAGAACAUCCGUACGACCGGUUCAACAAACGUCCGUUUGCGACGACUGAGGUAUCGCGACCAUGUGGUUUCAAGCCAAACAACCUUGACCGACGAAGGUCUUGAGACCGAGCUGCGAGCCAUCGAAGAUACAAUAACCAGCCCAUCAGUGGAUCAAAUAAGCGAUGGUGGAGGAGAGUUUGUUCUCCUCUCGACGUCCGGCGAUCCUGCCCAUAGAAAUUUCAGGGAAACCCCCAUGGAAAUCUCACAAGCGUCUUUGGCGAGGCUCAUCGAAGCAUGCCGGUUGCCGCCGCACAUUCUCGGCGCUGACAGGUUCCCGGGAUUCCACAUGUCGCAUCAUACGCAAUAUCGAGACGACGAUAGCGAUAUUCCUGAGGCGCUGGUCUUGCUCCUCCGGAAUCCACAACACAGCAAUUCUAUCAACAUCUCGAUGCGCAUCAGACUCUCCGAUCGUUCGACUGUCUGUUUCUUGUCUGCUCUAACCGAGACCACGGGCCGGACGAUCGAGAGCCAAUUAUCCAAGCGAGGCAGACUGAUCUCGAUCGAUCCGCUAUACUUUCUCGUCUUGGCUUUUGAGGUCCGCUCGCGCGAGAACAACGAGAUCUUUCAGAAAACUCUUCUUAAAGUAUAUGAAGUGGAGAGUGCGACAGAAAUGACCGCGCCAUCCUGGAAAUUACAAGUUCCCCACACGACACUGCAGUGGCUCGCAGAUUAUGACAAUCUGCUGAAGAGGCUUCACGAGGCUCACUCGGAGAUGUGCCACUUCGAGCACAUUGGCACAUUUUAUAUCAAAUGGGCGCUAUACUUACUGAAGUCGGUAGAUCUUUUGGAACAGCUUCGAGCUGAGGCCGGGCUCGCGCUCAUGGCCAAGAGGCACGAUGUGGCUCUGCGGGAGAGAAUACAAUUCACCCUCGCCAGGUCCGAAUAUAUUGCCGCUAAGACCAAGGAAAUGCUUGCAAGAAUUCGAGGACAAAUCAACGUGGCCUUCAGUCUGGUAACGCAGAAGGACAGCAAACUUACCUUGGCGGUGACAGAAUACUCCAACCAUCUCGCGAUGUUGGCAGCCCGGGAUAGCGAGACCAUGAAGACCAUUACGGUUCUCACGUUGCUCUUUCUGCCAUCGAGUUUAAUCACUUCGAUCUGGUCAGCAGGUCUAUUUGAGCUCGAAUCCUCGAGUAGUUGGAAGAUCUACAUUGCCGUCACUAUUUCACUAACGGUCGUUGUGUUCAUUGCCUGGUUCUUGUACCUCAAGUAUGCUGGCUCGCGCCACCGUGGUGCGAAGUCUCUCUCCUUUGCAGCAGCUGGCUUCACAUAG
Messenger RNA from Cryphonectria parasitica EP155, 1344 nucleotides. RefSeq lists its product as uncharacterized. Gene Ontology annotation, cellular component: membrane. Gene Ontology annotation, biological process: metal ion transport; transmembrane transport. NCBI's taxonomy places the organism in Eukaryota, Fungi, Ascomycota, Sordariomycetes, Diaporthales, Cryphonectriaceae. Gene Ontology annotation, molecular function: metal ion transmembrane transporter activity. The transcript has 5 exons. The record is from RefSeq and is a predicted model, not a curated record. The coding region runs from base 1 to 1344 and encodes 447 amino acids.